Penicillium griseofulvum is the source of this 510-nucleotide messenger RNA. Its product is annotated as Rieske (2Fe-2S) protein. The transcript has a single exon. The coding region runs from base 1 to 510 and encodes 169 amino acids. NCBI's taxonomy places the organism in Eukaryota, Fungi, Ascomycota, Eurotiomycetes, Eurotiales, Aspergillaceae. Gene Ontology annotation, molecular function: 2 iron, 2 sulfur cluster binding. The record is from RefSeq and is a predicted model, not a curated record.
AUGAAUCCCUUCACACGGUCAACUGCAGCAUGGCAUCGAGUUGGCCUUGCGUCAGAGUUCCCAAGUAUUGAUGAUGACGCCCGAAUUGUACCAAGAUGCAAGGCUUUCAAUAUUCCCAAAACAAACGGCCCGAUGGAGGAAGUCGAAGAUAUUGACCUCCCAGGAGAACUGAAGGACCAAGUCCUGGUCUUCAAAUACAAGGGCAAAUAUCAUGCCAUUGAUCAUGUGAGUUACCUUCUUCUGGUCGAAAAUAUGAAACUCAUUCUUUCGAAGCAAUGCCCCCAUUCAUCAUUUCCGCUUUCGCGGGGCAACCUCUUUGAUAUUGAAGACUUUGGCAUUGUACUCAGCGCGGGUCUCACUUGUCCCAAGCAUGGUUGGUCAUUUGAUAUAUUCUCUGGCCGCGCCGAUCGUGGCAACUACCAACUCAAGGUGUGGGAAGUGCAACUGCGCGACUCAUCUGGGAGUACGGACCAAGAAGUUUGGGUGAGGCGGAAACAAAGAAUUGGUUGA